Molecule: messenger RNA, 432 nt
Organism: Nicrophorus vespilloides
Lineage: Eukaryota; Metazoa; Arthropoda; Insecta; Coleoptera; Silphidae
Exons: 2
Coding region: 1-432 (143 amino acids)
Source: RefSeq, a predicted model, not a curated record
AUGCCGAACAAAAGCAACGCGAGUCUCGCUUCGACGGGGGCGGCGCUGGUGGAACCGGCGGCGACGGCGGGGGCUGCUGCUGCCGCUGCCGACUUCGUCCCUUGGAAUCCGGACAGGGUCAAGUCGCGAAUCCUGAAGUUCACCAAAUCGGACUCGAGCAUCUAUCCGAGCUACUCCAAUCUAACGCUACCUUAUCGUGUCAUCUGUCGCCAGCGAUACCAGAGGUGCAUCAGAGAACAACAGCAGCAGAUCAUAAAGGAGAUCAGGAUGCACGAGGAGUUGCAGCCGCAGGCGCUCAGCGGUGUCCGGUUGCACAGGGAGUUUUGCGAUCCAAUACUGAAAAAAGUCAGCACCCGCGAUCGCAUUACCUUGACUAUACCGGAAGAACGGAGGCUCGAGUACAUACUGAAAACCGAUCCAAAAGAUUUGUAA